Tachysurus vachellii is the source of this 1281-nucleotide messenger RNA. RefSeq names its product selenoprotein H (gene selenoh). Lineage: Eukaryota; Metazoa; Chordata; Actinopteri; Siluriformes; Bagridae. The record is from RefSeq and is a predicted model, not a curated record. The transcript is spliced from 5 exons. Gene Ontology annotation, cellular component: Golgi apparatus.
UCACUCCUCCACCGAUAGAUGGCGCACCUCAGUGAUUUUCCGGUAUAGUCUGAACCUCUCUCUGUUGUGCACGAGAAUGGCGACACGUGCUAAAGCAGGUCGUGUGGCAAAGCGUAAAGCGGAUGUGCUAGCAGAAGCAGAACCUGUGGCCAAACAGGAUAAAGGGAACAACGGUGAACCGGAGGAUGAUGAAGGACAGAGAGUCGUCAUCGAACACUGUAAAAGCUGACGUGUGUACGGGCGGAAUGCCGAUGCAGUGCGUGAGGCUCUCUUCUCUGCACAUCCUCAGCUGCGUGUCCUGCUCAACCCCCAGAAGCCUCGACGCAACAGCUUUGAGGUUACUCUGAUUGAUGGGAGCAAAGAGGUGGUAUUGUGGACGGGUAUCAAGAAGGGUCCUCCCCGUAAACUGAAGUUUCCAGAGCCUGCUGAGGUUGUAACUGCUCUGGACAAUGCCCUGAAGAGCAAGUAGAUAUUGUGAGGAAAGUUACUAAUCUUGGGUUUCUUGGAUGCAUAAUGAUGAGAAUGGACCAAACAGUUGACUCAGUCUGUUCUCUGAUGACUCGGCAUCCUGACCUGAAUCGUUGCUUCCUCCUUUUUGUGUGAUCUUCUGCUUUGCAUCUUUUACAAACUGAGAUGUUCUGUCUUUAACUGUGUUAUGUUAUGUUAGUACACAAAUUUGUCUAGACAUUUGCUUCCAUUAUGUCUUGGGAAAUGUUUUGUACACUAUAUAGGCAAAAGUAUGUGGACACCAGACCAAUACAUUUAUGGCACUUUUACAAUUAUGCCCUCAUCCAGAAAGACUUCUCAUUUAUACAACUUAGCAGCUGUAGGUUAAGGGCCUUCUUCAAGGGCCCACCAUUGACGGUUUGGUAACCAUGAUACCUCUGUGUUUGUUGAACAUACUCUCUCAGAUUUGGUUCCUUUAUUGCUGUUAUAAUAACCUUUUUUUAAUCUACCAUGACGAUUCGGACAUGUGCCAACUGACAACAAGCAUCAGUAAGGCACUGAUGUAGAAAGAGGAGGCUUAUGGUGCAGUUGGCAUUUUAGUUUAUUAAAAGUGUUCAGUGGGGUUGCUGUCAGGACACACAAUCUUAUACUUUAUCCUUUAGAAAACUGUCAAUUAUAAUUUUACAUCAUACAGAAGACCCAUAUGUGGGUGUAAUUGUAGGGUAUGCACAUAAAUGUGGCCAUAUAGUGUACGUUUGUUAUUGAAAUGUAUGUACAUGGUUUUUGUACAUGGUAAACUACUUGUGUAAAAGAAUAAAAUGUAUCUCGAUUCUA